Oryctolagus cuniculus (rabbit) is the source of this 1252-nucleotide messenger RNA. RefSeq names its product chromosome 7 C1orf162 homolog (gene C7H1orf162). Lineage: Eukaryota; Metazoa; Chordata; Mammalia; Lagomorpha; Leporidae. The record is from RefSeq and is a predicted model, not a curated record.
GAAGCCAAUGAAAAGUUCCUUCUGAGGCAACCGUGUCUUAUGAUCAGAGUUUUUCUUAAAAGGUGCAUGCAUUUGCAGCCUGCUUCCAGUCUACGAAAGAAUCGGGCCAAGAGGGGAGGUCGCGGCACCAUUCUCACUCCUUCUUCCUACUCGGUGGGCGAAGUUCGGGUUGCAAGGACCGCCCUUAGACGCGGGGUUUCACGGCCGUCAGUGGAUUCUCCAGUGCUGGGUGAAAGAGAUGUCUUUAUAACACCGGUUCCAUCUGACCUCAUGCCUCAGGCAAACGUUGCGACCAUUGUUCUGCUUUCUUCUGCCUGGAUGUAUAGGAUCAAAUUUGUAUACCCGCCCUGCGACAACCACACCAGGUAAAGGCCCUGACCAGCGGUGGCACCAGGACACCCUGACUCGCAUCCCAGCGCCGGCUCAGAGUUAACCCUUCGCUGCCUCUCCUUUCCAAGCUUUCUGCGAGGCCCCUUUUUCGUUCCCAGGAGAAGACAGCAUGGGAGGAAGUUGGUCCACACCUAAGACCAGUACGGGCAGACAAGCCAUGCUGUCCACGGCAGCCCCAACGACAAGCCCUGCGGCCUGUCUCUCGAAACAGCCCAGCAAGGAAUAUUUACUCUUGGCCUUUUUCGUUGGGAUUCUGCUGACACUGCUACUGCUGGCCUUUGUCUUCCUCAUCAUAAAGAGCUACCGGAAAUGUCACUCCACUUCCCAGGUCCUGGAUCCUCAUUCAGAUCCUCCAGCCAAGGUUUCCUCGACCCCAGAUGAGUCUCUCACCUACGCAAGCAUGACUUUCAAAAUCUCAGAAGAAAAACGCAAUCACUCGACUGAGCACCGUUCUGCAGACCUGGAACCCGUUGUCUAUGCGCAGAUCAAUGUGGCAGACGCACCCUGCCUUUCCAGAGAGGCUUGAAUCCAGCCCCGCUCAGCCCAGCCCACUUUCCCUUUGUUACAAACGUGGGAUCACAGCCUGCGUGCAGCUGCAGUCAGAGCUGUGGAGGCGUGGCCUAGCAAUGCCAUCCAGCAGUUCUGAAGGCCAAUGACCAGACUGUUCCUGGCCUGAGACGAGGCUGUCGGCCUUCACUCUUGAACUGGCACAGCUGGUUAGCCACUUGAGGACCACACCGUGUCCUUUGACGCUUUUUUCUAAUGUAUGUGGUACAGAGCUCAGGGCACAAAGAGUAUUCAUCAACUUGGGUGGGGUCAACCAAAUGAACCAAGAACUUCAAAUAAAGGCAAACCCUCCGCA